Ruditapes philippinarum (Manila clam) is the source of this 1159-nucleotide messenger RNA. RefSeq lists its product as uncharacterized. Lineage: Eukaryota; Metazoa; Mollusca; Bivalvia; Venerida; Veneridae. The transcript has 6 exons. The record is from RefSeq and is a predicted model, not a curated record. The coding region runs from base 161 to 799 and encodes 212 amino acids.
CGAUACGUACCUUCGGGAAAGUAUGAUUCAAACUGAUUUAAGACUGCUCAUAUAUGAUAUGAUGCAUUUAUUUAAGCGUCACACGCUGUAGUGUUUACAUACAAUUCAGACAUUGUGUAUACAGGGAUUGGGACUUUAAAUAAAUUAAGCCGAUUAGAGAAUGACAGAUUGCAGUUGCCAGAGAAUUCUUACAGGUGUGGUCGCAGUGUUGUCAGUAGUGACCGUGGCUCUACUCGCUAUACUGAUUUGGAGAGAAACAAGGGAUGUUGACGAGAUAGAAAAGAUGAAACUUACGGCAGAAAAUCUCAUCAAAUCAUAUCCAAGUACCUUCAGAUCAGAGAAAGAACAAACGACAUUUCUUCAAAAAUACAUGGAAGGAAUAACAAAUAGGACUAUUGUUAGAAACAUAACAGAAUCUGUUCGAGGACCAUGUGCAUUUUCCUGUUUCGACAAUUCCACAACUGUCCCAGGACGUCGUCGUAGACAAGCGAAUCCGAGGGGCGUUUACCACGGAUGCUGCGUGUCUACAGUGAAGUUCGCCUUUCCGAAAAAGAAAACAAAUGUAUUCGGUGUAGAACGUGUUUUACUACAACUACAAGGAGCAAUGCAAUAUUUUGCAGAGCAUAGAUGCCAAAAAGUGAGUGGAUGCACUGGCUGUACAUGUUACAGGGAGAACAAUUUACACACAGCCGUUGUUUUAAAGACACAUAUUGGCAGUGUUGAUGACGCCGAAUAUAUAGACGACACUGAGACGGAUUUCUUCUUCUUUGACGGUUGCUGCAAGUGUAUUAACAACUAGCAUAUUGUAUUACCGGUUACUAAACGUAGCAUAGAUAUGGAUAGAUUGCUGUAAUUGUGUUAAAGAUCCUGAAACUCAAUUAUUCUGUGUUUUCAUAUCAUAAAUAUAAUGCUCAAAUGAAGAUUUAUCAAUAUUGUAAGUCCCAAAAAGCAUUAUUUAUAAGGAUAUUACCGAAUUUACAUUUCAUGUAACAAAGGGAGGUAACUAGAAAUAUAUUUUGUCAACAUUUUUCAAUAAGAAAUGAAUGCAUAAUUAUAUUUUAAUAAAUACAUAUAAUGUAGACAAAUAUUUGCAGUAUAUAUUUUACAUAUUCUUCAAUGUUUGAAAAUUGUUUUAGAAGCAUAAUUAUAUACGUAUAUA